Molecule: messenger RNA, 2101 nt
Organism: Sitodiplosis mosellana (orange wheat blossom midge)
Lineage: Eukaryota; Metazoa; Arthropoda; Insecta; Diptera; Cecidomyiidae
Product: glucose dehydrogenase [FAD, quinone]-like
Exons: 4
Coding region: 185-2044 (619 amino acids)
Molecular function (GO): ecdysone oxidase activity; flavin adenine dinucleotide binding
Source: RefSeq, a predicted model, not a curated record
UUGAUAUGAAUAUAAAAUAUUUCGAAAACACUUAAAUAAUUCAGAGCAGCGUGAAUCGUAUUUAUUUCGACGGAAAGUAAUAGAAUCGAAUUAGUUUUGUUCAAUCGUCGGAGAGAGUAGAACCAACUUUAUAUAAACAUUGUACUUAAAUUUAUUUUAUUCUGGAAAAAAUAAUCGUCGUAAAAUGUCGAAUCAAUCGUGUUGGUCGAACGCGUGUGCAGCUGAAAGUGUUGGCACUACGAAUCAAUUGUUCGUGUCGUUAGUCAACACGAUUUUAGCAGCUCAAUGCGCCAUUUCUCCACCAGGAAUGUGGCCCGAAGAUUAUGGCAAAAUUGCGAUUAAGAAAAAGUCACGAGAAUUCGAUUUCAUCGUGGUUGGGUCUGGUGCCGGCGGAUCUGUGGUAGCGAGUCGAUUGAGUGAGAACCCGAAUUGGAGCGUGCUGUUGAUCGAAGCAGGUGGUGAUCCACCUAUUGAAUCUGAGUUUCAGCCUCUUUGGACAUCGAUGAUAAAUACCAAAGUCGAUUGGCGAUUCGACACAUAUGCAUCCCGUGCGUGUCAAAGUAGCGGUGGUUUGUGUCCAGCAUCUCGUGGAAAAAUGCUUGGUGGCUCGACAAGCAUGAAUGGAAUGAUUUAUUCGCGUGGUAAUCGAAUGGAUUAUGAUGGUUGGGCUGAGGCUGGAAACAUUGGUUGGGACUAUGAUAGUGCGUUAGAAUAUUUCAAAAAGUCUGAAGGGAAUCUUUGGCAACCAUUCUUGUCUGGACGUGAGCGUAGAUAUCACAACGGGUCAGGGCCGUUGAAAGUAUCGUUCUUGUCGAAUAUAACAUCACCAUAUCAACUCUUUGUCGAUGCUGCCGCCGAAAAAAAUGUGUCACUCAUUCAAGAUAUCAAUGCCGAAGACACAAUCGGACUCGUGCUCACCCAAUUUAUGGCGGCCAAUGGUCGACGUCAAAGUACAGCCAAAGCAUUUCUGAAUCCAGUAAAAGAUCGCAAGAAUCUGUUUGUCAUGAAGCAUUCGUAUGUCACAAGUGUCUUGAUCGAUAAAUCGAACCGAGCGUACGGAGUAAAACUUUCAUACAAAGGCAAGCCAUGGAAAGCGUACGCGAAAAAGGAAGUGAUUUUAUCUGCGGGAUCAUUCAUGAGUCCACAGUUGCUCAUGAGAUCUGGCGUCGGACCCAAAAAUGAUCUAGAAAAUCUCAAAAUUCGAGUGAAGAGUGAUUUACCCGUUGGCAAAAAUUUGAUAGAUCAAGCUUUAACUCUCUUAUUCUUUAAAGGUGACAAUAUAUUGCCAGCCACAAGUCCAACCGACUCACUCGAUGCCAUUUACAAUGUUGCUGUUCACAACUCGGGCGCAUAUGUCUCUUCAUUUAAGUUGGCCGCAUUUUUGAACACAGAAAACGGUGCAAAAUAUCCAAAUUAUGAAACGGUUUACAAUAUAUUCCCUCGAAAUAGUACAUCAGAAAUAAACUCACUCGUUGACUUACUAGGAAUUGAUCGCAACACUGCACAACCAGUGUACGAAAUGAAUAAAAACCAUGAUAUUCUGCUGAUAGAUCUGUUUUUGCUACAACCGAAAUCUACUGGAACCGUGAGACUGAACGGAACAUCAGCAUACAAUAGACCAAUCAUUGAUGUAAAUUAUUUCGAAGACGAUAGUGAUCUUGAAACACUGGCUGCUGCAACGAAAGAACAAUCAUCAUACGCCAGUACGAAGGCAUUCCGGUCAAAGAAUGCCGAGCUAAUAAGAAUUCCGUUACCCAAUUGCGAUGGAAAAUUCGAAUACGGAUCGAUUGAUUAUUGGAAGUGUUACAUCCAAGUGAUAAGCAGCGGGAGUGCACAUCAUGUUGGCAGUUGCAAAAUGGGACCAACGACUGACACCACUUCUGUGGUCGAUCCAGAGUUGCGAGUUCACGGAAUCAACGGUUUGAGAGUUAUUGACGGCAGUGUAAUGCCUUACAUCACUUCAGGACAUCCAACAGCACCCAUCGUGAUGAUAGCCGAAAAAGGUUCUGAUUUUAUCAAAAAGCAAUAUUUAUUUUUGGAUUAGGUUUAAAACUUUUGAUGGUUCACACUCUAAUAAAGGAAAUGUUUUGAUUGCACCAGA